Fraxinus pennsylvanica is the source of this 1452-nucleotide messenger RNA. The record is from the annotation of a GenBank genome assembly. NCBI's taxonomy places the organism in Eukaryota, Viridiplantae, Streptophyta, Magnoliopsida, Lamiales, Oleaceae.
AUGAUAAAGCAGUCAUGUUAUAUGCUAUUUAUGGAGAAAUCUAACAAACGUAAGGAAAUAAAUCCUUCAGCCCAACCCUCAAUCUUAAAAACUAUUCUGUUAUGCCACUGGAAAGAUAUAUUUAUUUUUGCACUACUGAAGACCACUGCUCUCUCUGCUGGUCCUCUGCUUCUAAAUGCCUUCAUAAAAUUUGAUGAAGGUAAAUCGAGUUUUGAAUAUGACGGAUAUCUAUUGGUUGUGUUACUUUUCUUUAUGAAGAUCAUUGAAUCAUUAUCUCAAAGGAAGUGGUACUUCAGGAUGAGAAUAGUUGGUCUAAAGGUGAGAUCUUUACUCACAGUAGCCGUUUACAAGAAGCAACUGAGAUUAUCUAAUGCUGCUAAGCUGAUGCAUUCAAAUGGGCUUGCUACGAUUGCAUCCCUCAUAGUAAUAAUUCUCAUUGUCAUUUGUAAUGCUCCCCUCGCAAAAUUACAGCAGAAGUUUCAAUCAAAGCUCAUAGUUGCACAGGAUAAAAGACUGAAUGCUAUUUCAGAAGUUAUACACGACCCUAUUCGCAUUAUUCCUGAUGUCAUUGGAGUGGUUAUUCAAGCUAAAAUUUCAUAUUCCAGGUUUGAGAUAUUUCUUGAAGCACCUGAACUGGAAACUGCAAAUUUCAGGGUGAAGUCCAUUGUACAUGAUACAAAUCAUAUUAUUACUAUUAAGUCGGCUGAUUUGUCAUGGAGUGAGAAUCAAUCGAAGGCAACACUUAGAAACAUUAAUUUGGAGGUUAAGCCAGGCGAGAAGAUUGCCAUCUGUGGAGAGGUGGGUUCUGGCAAAUCCACACUCCUUGCAGAAAUUCUUGGAGAGGUUCCAAUUACCCAAGGAACUUGCAAUCCAAUCCUCCCUACUAACAUGCCAUUAGUUUUCAACUCAUUUCAAUUUGACAGGAAGUAUUCGAGAAAACAUUCUCUUCGUGGCGAUCUUACUGAAAUUGGAGAAAGAGGAGUCAAUCUUAGUGGUGGUCAGAAACAGCGUGUUCAACUUGCCCGUGCACUGUAUCAGAAUGCUGAUAUUAAUAUAUAUCUUUUGGAUGAUCCUUUCAGCGCUGUUGAUGCACACACUGCCACAAGUCUCUUUAAUAUAAGAACAGUAGUAAGAUUUUUUAUAUUGCCUAUCAAAAGCGUCGCCUAUGUCAUUGAAGACCACGGUGGAGCUCGUCGCUGUGCAGCGAGCGCCGCUUCAUCUCUAAGCUUCGCUGUGCAGUGGGUCGGGUUUGUGUGCUUCAACGUCUUGCAUCACGGAUCUGAAACGGAGUAUUGCUGCAGCGACGCGUUUAACUCACCUUCCACCUGCAAGCCGUCCGCUUAUGCUCAGAUGUUCAAAUCUGCUUGCCCCAGAUCCUAUAGCUACGCUUAUGAUGAUCCUACCAGCACUUUCACCUACUCUGGUGCAGAUUAUACUGUAACCUUUUGGUAG